AUGGACGAUCUCCGCUUCCUAAUCGAGGGGAUCCUGCGUACACAGCGCGCCCUGCUCAUAGCAAUCUUCAUGUCGCCUAGAGAUGCGCUGGAUCACAUAGAGAGCAUAUCGUUCAAGAACCCGUCACGCACCCGGACGCCGGAAACUGCGGGAUUGGUCGCCGCAGCCGAGCUUACCAAAAUGAUCGCGGGUCAUCUCCUAGCCAUAUCGAUAUGGUCUAACGUCCUCGACCGGCUAGAUCACCUGGACUGGGACGAUGAGCGAACGCUUUUGAAUCUUGCGAUCGAUCCGAGCUUCGCGACGCGGGAACCAGACAUUCCGCUGUGCGGGCUGAUGGCGGAGCUCGGCACACUGGCUACCAAGAGUGAGACUUACUUGGAUAGUAUCUAUGAUGAAUGGUGGUAUCAGCCGCCGGAGGUGAAGAUGCAUCUCAUACAUGAGAAACCAAGUCGACUGGACAAUCACAACGUCACAAAGGUGAUGAUGAAAGCAGUCGGGCAUCACGCGAUGAUAGAACUCGUCAACUUUACACUCCGCGAUAAUAUCCUAGAGAAGGCCUCUGCGUACCCCAGCUGGACGACAUUCCGGCAGAACCCAAAACAUUUACAGCCUACGUCCAUCACAAAAUCACUCGAGCAUCAACAACGACUCGAUGACCUAAAGGAACGGUGCUGGCGUCGCAGACACCUGGGCGAAGGGUGGUUCCAGCGCAAGAUCGGCGGUCUCCAUUGGGCGCAUUACAUCCGCGUCGACCCUCGGAACAUGAAAUUGGAGCUCGAUGGCGAACGACUACGUGUAUGUCUCGAGUACAUUGCCUGCCGCUGUUUCGGGAAGAGCAUCACACAGCUGGACGAUCCGCGCGAUAAGCAGUGCAUGCUUAUCUCGGGUUUCGAGGCCGAUGUGGAGCUCGCGGAGGACUGCGCCACAGUCUGGGCCGCCAUGCACUCGGAGGCUACCAAUUCUGCCGCCAGGCCGCUGUUCAAGCCUAGCCCGAGCUGGUAUGUCGCGAGCGGGAAGACGGGGGAUACGCCAAGCGCUUCCACAGCGGAGCCUUUACAGUCGACACGUCUGGCGCAGAGUGCCCGCGCAUACCUUCGCGACAAUCCGGCGCUCUUCAGACAGCCUGCACGGACGCCUGUAGUCGCCGAGCCCGGCCCCUCGCAGGAUAGCGAGACGGUCGUCCUAGAAAAUUCCGCGUUUCCUAGUCGACAACAAGCAGCAGAAGGUCAUCGAACGGCUAUUCGGCCAACGGGAAGGUUCCGUCAGAUGGUCAGAAUUGACAAAUCUCUUCAAGCGUAUCGCAUCGAGGUUAUGGGCGGAUCUGCCCAUCACAUCACUCAGAUCGCACCAGGCGGAAAGCCGAUCCUUCUCUACAGGCCGCGAGUCGGAGACGCCUACAGCAUGGAGCAGGCGCGGGCUGUUGGCGAUCAGUUGGAAUCUACGUUCGGUUGGACUGCCGAGUGCUUCGUUAGGGAUACCGCAGAACUGCCUCAGCUCAGCGAGCUGAUCUGGGAGAUCGAGAAGCACGUCAUCUAUGAUCCGAAGAAGCGAUACGGCAACUGGUCUGGUCACCCCAUCUUCCCAGACGAAGACUUCGAUCCCUGGACACAGGCGCAGUGGGAUAGAUACGACAACUUCAUCAAAGCUGGCAGCGAUAACGGCUUCCUACCUAUCCCAAAGCAGACGAAUGCCGAUCCACCGUCGGCGGUCGAUCAUGAGUCACCGCCCUUCUCCCCUUUGGCUAUGUCUGCAGCUCUCGAUAUCUGCGGAUACAAAAGACCACCAACUCAGCCGCAAGACUUCGUUGUCCUCGCCCAAGCCCUCGCCGACUCUGCCAAAUCCGAUCUCGACGCGUUCUUCGCUUCGCCAGGUGGUACACUGGAGCACGUGGAGCGCCAUGCUUUGGGCAGCCGGGGCAAAGUGGGAACGCUGAAAGAAGCCGGCGUGACGGCGGCUCACGCUGUGAAACAAGCCAUACAGACCCACCUUAUGGCGAUGAUGACCUGGUUCAACGUACUCGAUCAGCUCAAGCUCGUCGACUGGAACGAUCAACGGGUCAUCAUGAACCUAGCCAGCGACCCCAACUUUGCUCAGCACGAAAACACGAUUCCGCUUUGCCUCAUCAUGCUUCAGGUAGAAGGCCACGAGGCGACGUCAGCGAUGUUCCUACGUUACCUCUUCCAGCAGUGGUGGGACAAGGGCGAUAGCUCCCCCAUAACGUCUCCUUCACACUUUCACAAGUGCCUGAAGGCAAACUUGAAGCGGCCUGAGCGGGAGCUUCAAGCAAGGAGUUUGGACCGCACGUCGAAGUUCGAGCGGGCGGUCGUACGAGUCUGCCGCCCAAGUCUGCACGCUGCCGUCCCGUUCCAUAUCAGCCUCCUCGAUAUGGAGCAGCUACUGCUUGAGAAGCCCACGCGUUCUCAUCAGCUAUCGGAGGCGCUCAUGAAAGGCAUCGGGUAUCAGGCAAUGGUCGUCCAGCUACACCACCUUCUUCGGACGUACAUCUGCGAACGAGCCGCUGCUUGCCCGGGCUGGGACACCUACAGUCUCGACAAGCAGUGGGGCAAGGGCGAAGCGGAUUCCCGGACCAACAAGCCGGAUACGCCCGAAAAGAUAGUCGAACACCUCCAAUGGGCUAACGCACGAGCUCAACGGAGCUUCCGCGACGAGCGGAUGUUAUGGUUCAUGUCGUCCGGAACCGGGGCGAUCAAUUGGGCGCACUACAUCAGCUUCGACUCCACGCUGCGGAUCCCGACGCUGUUCGGCCUCAAACUACGGACGCUUCUCGACGCCAUCACCUCCAUCACUUUCGACUGCUCAUUCAUCGACAUGAUGGAGAAGGAUGAGGAGACGUCCUGGAGCGACUCUGCGUUUGACGCGCUACUCGACCAGGACGACUGGGACAUGGAGGAGGAUCUCUGGGCUGUGCUGGACGUCGCCGAGAGGGAGGGCGGAUUCCGGCUCAGCGACCUUGAUUGUAUAUUCAAGCCGGAGAAACCGACGGCGGCAGCUAGGCGUCCUGCUGCAUCCGCUGCCAGCCUUGCGGACCGGCUGUCUUCUAUCUCACUGGCUCAGAGCGGCCACGCCUACCGCCGGGACAAUCCAGCUCGGCAGUCUACGGACCGCAAGGUCAGCAACGCCUCGUCCAGCGUCACGCUCGUCGGCGAGGGUGAGGCCGAGAAGCCCAUUCUCUUCAAGGUCAACAACAAGCAGCUCAAGCUCGCGGAGAGGAUUUUCGGGAAACGGGCGGGAAAGAUCAGCUGGACGGGCCUAGUCAAUCUGUUUAAACGUCUUGGUUUCUGGAUCAAGGGGAUGGGAGGCUCGGCGCACCAUCUGACGCCCGUCAAUGCGACCGGGAAGUCGAUAAUCCUCUACAGGCCGCAUCCAGUCUCAGAAUUCACUUCCGAGCAGGCCGCUGCUCUCGGUCAUCGUCUCGCCAUUACUUUCGGCUGGACCAUCGACAAUUUCGGGCGCCAGGCUGAAGAAAUCAUCCCGGACAGGGUCCGAGACCGUAACGCCAAAGCAAACGCCAUGCCAUCAUCGUUCACGUUCGACAGGCUCGAGGGGUUCAUCGGGGAGUGGUUGGAAGGUCAAUUGCUAAAUUUGGAAGGCUCAACAUGCAUCAGAUUGUAUAUCUACGCUCUUGCUUUCAAGCACGCACAAGCAGCUCGGCGCUCACCUCGACAGUCUCAGCACAUCGCCGAGGCCGAAGUCCGCCUUUACGGCAUGGCGCGUCACACCGCUGAACUUAAUCAAUCGCAUUUCAGCUGGCCCUCUCACACCCCUCGACAAGUCCUCUGUGGCCACGGAGUUGAUCGCCGUGGUCUCGACCAGACGUCUACAAUCAUCCGCAAGCAUCUCCGGACUUUAAUCUGGUAUCAAUCAUCCGCAGUAAUGUCGAAAUCAGAAUAUCUAAGCGGCCUGCCCGCGCUCAGCGACAUCAUCACAGAGGUUGAGCGAAAGAUCGCCAGAAAUACGGAUGGCGAAUACCCAGUAUGGGACCAUACUACCCAGUACUCUGCCCGUUAUGAACCCGGCGGAGCUACUCAGGGCUACUACGCCAAUUUCAACAACUUCAUCAGUGCCGGGCGCAAAUAUGGAUUCCUACCAUGUCGAUGCUGCGCCAUCAAGGUCCAGGACUCGUCCCCGAAUGCCACGGGAAAGCUUGCUGGUUAUUCGCCCUUAGCGAUGAGAGCCGCGCUCGAUAUAUGUGGCUACGAAGGGGAGAUAGAAACGCUGGACGACUUCCGCCUGCUGGCUCAGGCGAGCGUCGAAGCGGCAAAAGCCGACCUUACCGCGCUGUUUGAGGACGCAGCCUCUUCGAGCUCCAUGUUGAAACUUGUGGGACAUGACAUUGGCCUCCGCAGGUCGAAGGCAAAGGUGGAAAUCGUUACAUCUCGCGGCGAAGCAGCCGCCCAGAUCGUUCGCCAAGCCAUCGAAUCUCGACUGCUCGCCAUCUCCGUAUGGUCCACGAUACUCGAACGACUCGAUCAGGUCGACUGGACCAACCAGAGACAAAUGUCCGACUUGUACUCUGAAUGGUGGUUCAAGAACGAGCAGCCACCCGUCAUUAAACCGACUAUGUUGCAUCGAGCUCUGAGGGCAUCCACACCGGGGGCAUCGGACCGUCAGCUUCAAAUGAAAAGUCUCGACGCAACAUCCCGCUUUGAACGGGCAGUCACCUGUGUCUGUCUUCCAAGUCUUCACCCAAUCGUCCCUUUCCAGUUCAGCAUUCUCGACCUGGAGCAGCUACUCAUCGAGAAGCCGACUCGGUCUCAGCAGCUGGCUGAACCGCUGGUCAAAGCUAUCGGAUACCACGCCUUGCUCGUUCAGGCGCACCAUAUGCUGCGGACGCUUGUGUGGCGGAAGGGCAAAGAGUUCCAUGACCUCGACGACGGGUACGAGGCGAACUGCUGCGUCCACGAUGACGAGUGUGCGCCCGCCCUGGACUCCGACUCUGACGACAGCGAAACCGAGGACCCUUCGGACGCGCGCGCGCGGAGAUACGCGUCACAAUACACCAAGCCGCAUCGCGUAUUCCGGGAUGAGCGGCGGCUCAAUUGCUCUUUAUAUUUCGGCACCAUCAAUUGGGCCGACUACAUCGACAUUCAUCCGGACUCCUUAUCCAUCACACUCAGAGGUCACGCCCUUCGAGGGUACCUCGACGGCCUCGCUAAGCGGCAUUAUUACUGCGCUUUCGCAGACAUACUGGACCGGGACGCGUCAGCGAAGUCGACGGAGCGGAGGCUGAGGUCUGCGUCGGGUGCUCGUGCCAUCCAGACCAAGCGGAUAGAGACGAUGCGGAAGCUGGCUUAUCGGCUGGCGUACGAUGAUUUCAAAUGUCGCUACCAACCCCCUCUCGGUCCGCUGCUGCAGAUAUCGCCUCCUCUCAUCUCGCCCAGCGCCUUGGCCACCCAGCUCUCGUCAACCUCCCUUUCCCAGAGCGGCCAUGCCUAUCUCCGAGACAACCCAGCCAAUGUCAGGUCGACUCGAGAAGGCGAGAACAGUUUGCCCGUAUCUGCCGCUCUUCGGCUCGAACCUCCGCUUCCAAGGUCGCCGAUCUUCAUCGUCAAUAGCAAGCAAUUGAAGCUGGCGGAGAGGUUGUUUGGAAAGAGGGAGGGGAAAGUCGGAUGGGAUUCUCUUGUGAAUCUGUUCGAGAGGAUUGGUUUCCGUGUGAAGGGUAUGGGCGGUUCCGCUUUCUACCUUACCCCUCUUGCCGAGGACGGAAAAUCUAUCAUAUUGUACAGGCCACACCCCAUCCCCGAUUUGACUACGGAGCAGGCGCGCACAGUCGGUCUUCGGCUGGAAACUACAUUCUCUUGGUCCAUGGACAUGUUUGGCAGAAAGCCAGAGUCGGGAUCUCUGGAGGAGCAGAUUGCUUGA
Molecule: messenger RNA, 5883 nt
Organism: Dioszegia hungarica
Lineage: Eukaryota; Fungi; Basidiomycota; Tremellomycetes; Tremellales; Bulleribasidiaceae
Exons: 35
Coding region: 1-5883 (1960 amino acids)
Source: RefSeq, a predicted model, not a curated record